Somion occarium is the source of this 1587-nucleotide messenger RNA. The record is from the annotation of a GenBank genome assembly. NCBI's taxonomy places the organism in Eukaryota, Fungi, Basidiomycota, Agaricomycetes, Polyporales, Cerrenaceae.
GCCUGCAGUAGGCUUGAUUGACUUUGGAGGUAAGCGUAGAGCAUUCCUUGGCCACGAUGCACAUGGGCCUCAACAUGCUGCGAGGUCUGUUCAGCAGUUAAUCCUCUACAUCGAGGCACCACGCGUAGGUCGCAGGGAGAACGACCGCUAUACUCUCAUUUAUUCUUUCUGUUCUUCCCUGCCAAGCUUUGAUCUUAGCUAAUCUGCGCCUCCUGCAUCCCAAAUGGCUCGUGUAUAUGCCAGCGUGAAUGAAAGCCUGGGACCGGGGUGGUAUGACUACGAACGGUUGCAUGUAGAUUGGAAUGUCCCGGAUCGAUAUGAGAUCGUGCGGAGGGUAGGUGGCGGUAAAUAUUCAGAGGUAUUCGAAGGGAUCGAUAUGUCAAAUGAGGAAACAUGUAUUAUCAAAGUGCUCAAGCCUGUAUCCAAGAAGAAGAUCAAGCGCGAGAUCAAAAUUUUGCGUAAUCUCACUGGGGGACCGAACAUCGUUAGUUUGCUCGACGUCGUUCGGGACCCUUUGUCAAGAUCGAAUAGUUUGAUCAUGGAGUUUGUGCGGAAUGUGGAGUGGAAGGAGUUGUAUCCUACGUUGACGGAGUUGGAGAUCAAGCAUUAUAUUUUCCAAUUGCUCAAGGCGUUGGACUUCGUUCAUUCUAGGGGGAUCAUGCAUCGGGACGUUAAACCUGGGAACGUCAUGUAUGAUCGCGAGCACCGCAAACUCAGGUUGAUUGACUGGGGACUAGCGGAAUUCUAUCAUCCGGAUACCGAAUACCAUAUUCGAGUGGGUUCUCGAUAUUAUAAGGGACCUGAGCUACUAGUCGGAUACAAGAAGUACGACUAUAGCCUCGAUAUGUGGAGCAUAGGAUGCAUGCUUGCGUCUAUGAUCUUCGGAAGGGAGCAUUUCUUCCGAGGUCGUGAUAACGAAGAUCAACUCCUUCGCAUCCUCAAAGUCCUUGGUACAGACAACUUUGAGAAAUACCUCGAGAAGUACGGACUCUUCAUCCAGACAGAAAACAGAGCUCUCCUCGAAUGCUUUCCAGCUAUCCCAAGAUCCCCUGGGCACGUUUCGUAACGCCGGAGAACAGAGCGAAUGCUUCCAGCGAAGCUCUGGACCUCCUGGACAAGCUUCUCAGAUAUGAUCAUUUUGAACGCGUCACAGCCGCUGAGGCUCUUGCCCAUGCUUACUUCAAUAACGUUAGAUUAGAAUCCACCUCGAAGUCCACCGAACGAUUUAGCGACUCCGGUUUCUGCUCAACGUAAGGUCACAUUCCUGACUUCCCCCUAACGCGCGGCCCCCUUCCUAUCGCGCUCCACUUGGACUCAAACUAGAGUGUGCCGAUUUUACUCAUGAUCGCAUGCAAAUGCUACAAGUUUCGAUUCAUUGCACGCCACCCCUACCUUUAUCGCUUCUCAUCUACGAAUUCAAGUAUUUACUUCACUUCCCGCUUUCAGUGAACGGGUUUUUGCUUGCUCUUAGUGUAUCUCUACGGCUAUAUAUUCAACGAUACCCCUCUGAACCAAAUCUCCUUAUGAUAUCAUACUAUGUAUGUACUUAGGUAGAUCCUAAAUGAAUGCCAAGUCUUGUGAUUAUCU